AUGUCCGACCUCGAACACUUUGACCUCCUCCCCAUUACCCUCUCCAGCGACUCCAAAGAUGUCCUGACGGGGCGAAACUCACGCGCUCUCAACGCCGAGCUCGCGCAGCUCAACGAGCUGCACCGGGCGCUGCUAGCUCUGGAGACGCCGGGCAACGUGCCGCCACCGCCGAUUCCCGUGAACCCGAAGCGCACAGCGCAGGUGACGAAGCUGCGCGACAACGGCAACAACGAGUACCGCAAGGGCAAGUACGACGAGGCGAUCAAGAUGUACACGCUGGGCCUGCAGAUGGCGCUGCAGCGGCCAAUGUGGGAGCCGAGUGCGCUGGUGCGCGAGGAGGUAUCGGGCCUGCUGGCGAACCGCGCGCAGGCGCACAUGGCGCUGCUCAAUUGGCCCGAGGGCGCGGUCGACGGGCUGGCGAGCGUGGAGGCGCGGAGGGUGGGCAACGCGAAGGCGUGGUGGCGCAGAGGCCGCUGCCUGUAUGAGAUGGCGCGGCUGCAGGAGGCGAGGGAGUGGGUGAAGGAGGGGCUCGAGGUUGAGGGCGAAGAGGCGGACCUGGUGAGUCUGUUGAAGGACAUUGACGCGAGAAUUGAGAAGCAAAAGGCAGACCACUAG
Molecule: messenger RNA, 615 nt
Organism: Beauveria bassiana ARSEF 2860
Lineage: Eukaryota; Fungi; Ascomycota; Sordariomycetes; Hypocreales; Cordycipitaceae
Product: translocation protein sec72
Exons: 1
Coding region: 1-615 (204 amino acids)
Molecular function (GO): protein binding
Source: RefSeq, a predicted model, not a curated record